Drosophila montana is the source of this 551-nucleotide messenger RNA. RefSeq names its product complex III assembly factor LYRM7. Gene Ontology annotation, molecular function: protein folding chaperone. Lineage: Eukaryota; Metazoa; Arthropoda; Insecta; Diptera; Drosophilidae. Bases 66 to 479 code for a protein of 137 amino acids. Gene Ontology annotation, biological process: mitochondrial respiratory chain complex III assembly. Gene Ontology annotation, cellular component: mitochondrial matrix. The record is from RefSeq and is a predicted model, not a curated record. The transcript is spliced from 5 exons.
GCGAUGCUCUAGAGUAGACUAGCGCGUUAAAAAAUCAGCUGAUCGUUUGUCAAUGACGUAAAAUAAUGUCCCAAUCUUUGAAGCGACAGGUGCUAAGCGCGUUCAAAAAGCUACAUCGCACGCGCCAAUAUGUGUUUCAGGGCGAUGACAGGGCUCUGUUGGCGGGCCGGCAUAAGAUAAACGAAUCAUUUCAGCAGAACCGUAACGAAACCAAUGAGGAGGAGAUUCAAAAGAUGAUUAAUUUAGCUGUGGAGGUGGACAACGAGCUGCGAACGAACGUAAUUCAGGCCAAAAAACGGGAUGACAACGUCUUUGAGCUACGUAUAACGCCAGAGACCACUCGCCUAGACAAUGUGAUGUUCGACCCCGAUGCAGUGGUUGAAGCUCCGCGCAGACGGCGUAAAGAUAGUUCCACAGGUUGUUGUGGUGGGGCAGCCAUGGCUGCCCUAGAGGCUGAGAUAGAAUCGCGUAAGAAGUAAAAAAAACAACACAUUGUGAAUAUUAGCGAAUUAGUUUAAAUUAUUUGUAACGUCAAUACAUUAAAAGCAUUA